Messenger RNA from Raphanus sativus (radish), 912 nucleotides. RefSeq names its product transcription factor MUTE. Gene Ontology annotation, molecular function: DNA-binding transcription factor activity; protein dimerization activity. Gene Ontology annotation, cellular component: nucleus. The coding region runs from base 100 to 720 and encodes 206 amino acids. The record is from RefSeq and is a predicted model, not a curated record. The transcript has 3 exons. Lineage: Eukaryota; Viridiplantae; Streptophyta; Magnoliopsida; Brassicales; Brassicaceae. Gene Ontology annotation, biological process: positive regulation of DNA-templated transcription; guard cell differentiation; stomatal complex development.
GAUCAUCAUCUUCUUCUUUAUAGAUAAGGACCAGAGAAGAGAUAUAACUAUUGAUCAAAAAGAAAAAGAAGAGAUAUAACUGAAUAUUAGUCAAAGAUCAUGUCUCACAUCGCUGUUGAGAGGAAUCGAAGAAGGCAAAUGAACGAGCAUCUUAAAUCCCUUCGUUCUUUGACUCCUUGUUUCUAUAUCAAAAGGGGAGAUCAAGCUUCGAUAAUCGGAGGAGUGAUAGAGUUCAUCAAAGAGAUGCAGCAAUUGGUACAGGUUCUCGAGUCCAAGAAACGCCGAAAGACACUAAACCAGCCUUCUUUUCUGCAUGAUCACCAAACACUCGAGCCAUCCAUAUUAGCCGCAAACACCACCACCAACGCAACCACCAGAGUGCCAUUUAGUCGGAUUGAAAAUGUAAUGUCCACAAGCACUUUCAAAGAAGUAGGAGCAUGUUGCAACUCCCCUCAUGCUGACGUCGAAGCCAAGAUCUCAGGCUCUAAUGUUGUAUUGAGAGUUGUCUCUAGGCGAAUCGAAGGCCAGCUUGUAAGGAUCAUAUCCGCCUUGGAAAAGCUAUCUUUUCAGGUUCUUCAUCUCAAUAUUAGUAGCAUGGAGGAGACUGUCUUGUACUUCUUCGUUGUUAAGAUAGGACUGGAGUGUCGCAUAAGCUUAGAGGAGCUAACCGUUGAAGUUCAGAGAAGCUUUGUGCCUGAAGUCAUCGUCUCUACCAACUAAAGUCAAAAAGUAUACAUGUACUAGCAAGUGUGUAUCGUUAAUUUGCUACAUGAGCAUGCUUGACACACUUUGCUAGAAAUAAGCUCAUGUAAACAUAAUAAUUGUUUUAACUUUGAAUCGACCUUAUUACCUAUGUUUUGGUUACUUGUUGUACCUUUGAAUUAGCUAUGUUUUAACUUGUAUCGACCUUAA